CGAGCCGGAUAGUAACGGGCCGGGCGGGGGCUGCGGCGCGCCGGGGUUGUUCCGUAGCCAGCCCCAGCCGGCACUCGGGGUUUGAAACCCUUCGGGCUGCUGCCGGGACUUGUGCCGGGCUCGUUAUUCCAGGACAGCUAUUUUGGUCAGUUUGCCUUUGUAGGCAAGUCCUCGCUCCCAGUAACACAUGCACCCCUCUAGUGUCUCCCCAAAUACCCCCUCCAGCUGCACCCUGCCCGCCCCCGCCCCUGUCCUCUUUUGGGAACCUGAAAUAUGACAACUUCACUCAUUAUCGUCAUAGAUCUUUACUGGCUAUGUAACUUUAUUCUGCCUAAUGCCGUUCCUAUUAAAUCCAGUAGCCUAACGUGGUUAUUUUUACAUUUCUACAACUAUCUUUAUUAUAAGUGCUGUGAUAUUUAACGAUAUUGACAGCAUGCUCUUAAUUCAACAGACCCUUCUGCCAUGGAAAGAAUACUUUGUAUUGCAUUGCUUUUUAGCAAUCCCUUUCUCAUUUUCAGGAGCAGUAUUGAUGGAGUGCAGUGGUGGAUCUGUCAAGUUUAAAGUACUGUUCUUUAGAAUAGUAGGUACUGUACCUAGGAUAAGAUGGCUGAUCCUUGGCAACAAUGCAUGGAUUAUGCAGUUACUUUAGCAAGAAAGGCUGGAGAGGUAGUCCGGGAAGCAUUGAAAGAGGAAAUAUCCGUUAUGGUUAAAAGCUCACCAGCAGAUUUAGUGACAGUCACUGAUCAAAAAGUGGAAAAAAUGAUUAUUUCUUCUAUAAAAGAAAAAUAUCCUUCUCACAGUUUCAUUGGAGAAGAAUCUGUUGCAGCUGGAGAAGGCAGUAUCUUGACAGAUAAUCCCACGUGGAUUAUUGACCCUAUUGAUGGAACUACUAACUUUGUACACAGGUUUCCAUUUGUGGCAGUUUCGAUUGGCUUUGUUGUCAACAAAAAGACUGAAUUUGGAGUUGUAUACAGUUGUGUGGAAGACAAAAUGUACACUGGCAGGAAAGGAAAAGGUGCAUUUUGUAACGGUCAGAAGCUUCGAGUAUCAGGACAAGAAGAUAUUACAAAAUCACUUUUAGUAACAGAAAUGGGAUCUAACCGUGAACCGGAGACUUUAAAGAUAGUUCUUUCUAACAUGGAAAGGCUUCUCAGUAUUCCUGUUCAUGGGAUUAGAGCUGUCGGUACAGCAGCUGUAAACAUGUGCCUUGUGGCAACUGGUGGAGCCGAUGCAUAUUAUGAGAUGGGCAUUCAUUGCUGGGAUAUGGCAGGGGCUGGAAUUAUCAUUACUGAAGCAGGUGGAGUGCUGCUGGAUGUAUCAGGAGGACCAUUUGAUUUGAUGUCACGAAGAAUAAUUGCUGCAAGUAGUCGAGCCAUAGGAGAGAGAAUAGCCAAAGAGCUUCAGAUAAUCCCCCUACAAAGGGACGAUGCCACAAACUGAAUACCACAACUACACUUAAGUGUGGUAAUACUAAGUUUGUCAACAGUUGUCACAUACUCUGGGAAUUUAGAAAAUAACUUCCCACAUAAGGUCACAUGUUGCACUUAAAUGAGUAGUAAUAUACUUCUACUGAAUAUAACUUAUUACAAAUUGAUUUCUAAAUAGGGUUUUGAAAUCAGACCCAUUUGAAACUGUUAUAGAACUGGUUCUAACAAAGUUUGCAGUUUGUGUAAAUAAAACAUCAGUUUUAUAUUUCCUAUAUAGUAUUAUAGCUGCUUAAAUGAGUUCAAGGAAAAAAGGACACAAUCCUAUAAAAGUAAUAUUUAAAAUUUAUAUAGCACAUUGGAAGAGAGCAACUAAUGCUCUAAGUCAUGUGUUACAAAGAGAAAGUUGAUUGCUCCUAGUUCCAAUUUUCUCAUGGUUUCCCCCAAUGUGAUCAAGGUUGAUUGUUGCUUAUGAGAUUUUCAUCUGAAGCCUCUAAAUUCUUACAGUGCUAUCAGUCUGUCCAGAAGUUCUCACUGGUGAAGGAAAUGUAGAAGUAGAUCACAUGAUCCCAGACCUCACUUUGGAGACAGUCACAUUUAGCUUUUGGCACACUUCAGGACACUUGUAUAUUAUGACUGUGGAAGGGUGAUUCAACAAUGAUUUCAGUUGCUAUCGCAGGGAAGGUUUAGAGAAAUAUCUAAAAGACGACACGUUUAUUUUUUAGACUUAUGUGCCCAUUACUUCUAUAGACAUAAUUGACCGCUGUUCCUAAAAAAUAAGAUGUAAUGUGGAAGAAGAAAGCUCUGUACGCACCUCCUGUCAUGCCUUCAGGCAAAAGUCUGAGAAAUAAAGUGGGUUUUAUGCUAAAUAGUUAAAAGCAAGACCAUAAGCUGAAUGGAUCCAUUGGUUUCAGUUGAUGCUGCCUCUUGCAUAUUCUCUAUUUGAUGUGUGUGUAGCCCCUAUUAACUGUUUAGGGGAUUUACUCAUACAUUUUCCAGGGGAGAAUCUACCUCAAUGUCUAAAUACAAUUUGAAAUCCAAAAGAUUCUCAUAACUCAUUAACUCUCAUUAACCUACCUCCCAAAAAACCAAGCCUCCCCACCCAUUUUAAUUAAAAUUAAGCCAGUAGUCCAGAUUUUCAUCUUAAUUAUUAUUUGAUAGUUGUGACAGUAAUGACCAAUCAGGAUCAGGGUUCUGUUGUGCUACAUACUGUAUAAGCACAUAUGAGGGCAUAGGUCGAGUCCUAAAAUUUACAAUUAAAGAAAUUACAGUAUUUCACAUCUCAAUGCUAAUUUUUCAAAGCCUUAGGGUUAGUUGUUCUUUGCAGUCUGAGUUAUUUUUAGAAUUAUGUUGAUAUCAGUGGGUACAUUGAACAGUUACUGUACAUUUUAGAGUAAAAUUUAGUCAGUUUGGGGACCGAUUUAUAACUAGGGCCAAAAAUUUCAGAAAUGUCCUCUAAUUUUGGAUGUCUAAUUGAGACAGCCCAAGUUAUGAUCACUUUUGAAAAUAUGUGAUUCUUUUUUAUUUCUUAGUGUGGAAAAAGAUGUUUUGUAACUUAAAAUACAAGCACCAGCAGGUAUCUUGUUAAAUUUCCUUGGAACUUGUACCAGUUAUGUUUUGCUAGUUUUACAGAAAUGUUUAAUUAGAAAUGCCAGUGCCAUGCCAACUUUAAACAAUUAGCCCUAGUGAGAAAAAGAAUUGCAUGAUAAUUCAGGGGCUAAGGAGAAGGAACUCAUUAGCGUUUCAUUUCCUGGGGGCCCUGUAGGAAAAAAAUAAUCAAAACCUUUUGAACUUCACCAAAGCUUCAUUGAUUUUAAAUCUAAGAUAUGAAUGUGAUGUCUUAGCAGGUCUGCCCAAUAUAUUAUCUCCGGGUUUUUGUGAGGAGUUUGUGUGUGAAAUAUGAACUGUGCAGAAGUUCUGAUGUUAAACUGAUUUGUUUUGUAAAAUGGAAGUGUAUAAACUAGUACUUGAUGUGAGAAAUGUAUGCAAUAAUAAAAAAAAAAGAUUGCUUUAUUAGUGGAUCAUCUGAAAAGGUUCUGUACA
This is a messenger RNA of Chelonoidis abingdonii (Abingdon island giant tortoise), 3467 nucleotides long. NCBI's taxonomy places the organism in Eukaryota, Metazoa, Chordata, Testudines, Testudinidae. The record is from RefSeq and is a predicted model, not a curated record.